GAACGUUACAUCGAAUAAAAAUGGUUGCUCGAAAAUCAAAGAACGGCUUUACAAACACGCUCACCGUCGACGUAAUGAAACAGAAUCAGUCUUACGUCUCGGACUUUUACUAUGCCAUUCAAGUAAGCAUCAGCCUGCUGAAGCCGAUCGGUGCCUGGCCUCUGCGACAGCAAGCUACUAUACAAGAAAUUAUCAUUCACGGUGUAUCGAUCAGCAUCGCCAUGUUUCUUCAACUCUUCACGAUCAUCUCGUGGACCUUAUGUAUAAUUACCACGAAAUGGAGCUACUACGAGAUCCUCAGAACCGCAUGUCCGCUGAUAUUUACAGUUACCGUUUUUCUGAGGUAUCUGCUGCUGCUGUCCCAUCGGGAUGAGAUCAAAUCGUGCAUCGAUCGCAUUGCUGAAGACUGGCGAAACGUGACGAUAGCCGAGGAUCGCCAGAUCAUGUUAGCUAACGCCAAGUCGGGACGCUUCUUUGGAAUGAUCUCCACGGCGUUCAUGUUCGGCAGCGGUAUACCUUACACCUGCAUGCCUUUAGUGUUGCCACCCAUCAUUACGGAGGACAACGUGACGAUUAGAUCGUUCCCCAAUCCCUGUGAGCUGGUAUUCGUGAACGUCCAGGUCAGUCCAGUUUAUGAAAUUGCAUAUGUAUUGGUUGCUUUAGCGUGUCUCACUGCAUAUACCGUAUUUUGCGGCAUUUGUAGUUUAACAGCCAAAUUCGUUACUCAUAUAUGCGGCCAAUGCGAAAUCCUGAUGUGUAUUUUCGAAGAAUUGAUCGACGGUGGCAAUCGAAAUCGAGGGACUGUCGAUCAAAGGAUCAGUACCGCUAUAAUAUAUCAUCUUCGAAUACUCAAAUUCGUCUCUGACGUAGAUAAGGUAUUGAACGAGAUAUGUUUAGCGGAAUUUAUAAAUGCUUCAUGUAACAUAUGUUUACUUGGUUACUACGUUAUUAUGGAUUGGAAUAACCAGGCAUCGAUGCUACAAAUUUCCGUAUAUUUCAUCGCCUUUAUAUCAAUUACGUUUAACAUAUACAUAUUUUGCUACAUCGGCGAACAGCUCGUAGAUCGAUGCCAAAAAGUAGGCAUUAAGUGCUACAUGAUUGAAUGGUAUCGUUUACCAGAAAACAAGGCACGCAACUUGAUGUUUCCGAUUAUUAUGUCGAGUUAUCCGGUCGAGCUUACUGCCGGAAAAAUGGUGAAACUGACUAUGAGUAGUUUUUCUAAUAUUCUACAAACGUCAAUGGCAUAUCUUAAUUUACUUCGCGAAGUUUCCUCGCGAGAUAUGUAAAUGUACAUAAGUUUCCGAUCAUUUUUGAUGAAGUAAUUAAGAAAAAUGAAAU
Molecule: messenger RNA, 1338 nt
Organism: Nylanderia fulva
Lineage: Eukaryota; Metazoa; Arthropoda; Insecta; Hymenoptera; Formicidae
Product: odorant receptor 10-like
Biological process (GO): sensory perception of smell; detection of chemical stimulus involved in sensory perception of smell
Cellular component (GO): plasma membrane
Molecular function (GO): olfactory receptor activity; odorant binding
Source: RefSeq, a predicted model, not a curated record